Molecule: messenger RNA, 2513 nt
Organism: Zonotrichia leucophrys gambelii
Lineage: Eukaryota; Metazoa; Chordata; Aves; Passeriformes; Passerellidae
Gene: C7H2orf76
Product: chromosome 7 C2orf76 homolog
Exons: 6
Coding region: 401-781 (126 amino acids)
Source: RefSeq, a predicted model, not a curated record
CCCGCUGGGGCGGGUGGUGCCGGUGCGGCCGGGCCGCGCUGGGACGGGCGGCGGUGCCGGGGUUGCUGCGGGUCCGGGAGGUCCCUCUGUUCCAGAGGAAUGCGCCACCAGCGCCUCCCACCUGCCUGCUUGUCCCCUGAGGCGCGGGGUAGUGCACGGUCCCAGCUCUCCGUGCGAUCGGUUUGAGUAGAAAUGAGAAAAUUGACGAUUUGUGAUCGAGCUCCCCAUUCCGUGUUCCCACAGGGUUCCUGCAUGCUGCUUAGGAGCAAGUGAGUUGAAUGCUGUGCCCUUUACUGCACCCUGCAAAUCACCAGCCCAUGUGGAGUAGCACUAAGAAAACCUCCAUCUUUGCUGUUUAGUAUAAAUCGAGUUAUUUCCAGGUCGCUCAGAGCUGGUUCUGAUGUCAGCAGAAGGCUGCACCAUCACGGUUCGCCUGGUGCGCUCCUUCCAGCACCGCAAUUUCCGGCCCCUGGUGUUCCACGGCGUGCCCUUGGAGCAGACGGUGCGGGAGUUCAUGGCCUUUGUGCGCCAGGAUGUGUCUUCAAGAUCAGGACUUCCUCCUCCUUUUAAAAAUUACAAGUAUGAUACAAUGAAGAUUAUUCACCAAGCACACAAAUCUAAGACUGGUGAGCUUGUAGUGAGUUUGGAAGAUGAUGACAAACUGAUUUUGAAGGAAGACAGCACGCUGAAAGCAGCUGGAGUAGAAAAUGAGACGGAAUUAGCAUUCUUCUGUGAGGAAGAUUACAGAAACUACAGAGCUAAUCCUGUUUCGGCCUGGUGAAGAUCCCAAGAGAUUGUUUUGUUUUCCCAUACCUGUUGUAAAUUUUCCUUAUUCUGCUUAAUGAGAUUUUUCUUAAAGAUCAAUAAAUCCUAGAGGAUUUCUUUGCAAACAGUGCAAUUCCCUUCCUGUAGAAAUUAAUUUCUGUCAAUAUGCUAAGGCUGGGAGAGGAAAAACUGGGGGACAUAAAUGACUUUUUUCUUCCUCCCUUUUCUGUUUGCUGUGCUUGGCUCUUGAGCCUCAGGCAAUGCCAUCCCUGGAUGUGACACAGGUUCUUGGUGUGAUCCCACAGCACACAGUAGCUGCAUGUGGAGAUUAUAGAAUGCACAGGAUGAUCCCAUCACAGUACUAAUGAAAAUGAAGUGAAACCUCCUGCAAAUGAAAUGAAAUGUUUUAUGACCAGAUCACUGGGUAUUUUAAAGAACUUGAGAAGAGAAUCUCUCUGUUUCAAGUCACAGCUUUACUUCUCUCAUUUUAUUUGGUCUCUUUUGUUUAAAUAGUGCAGACUGGCCGGUGUUUCAUGCUUUUCAGCGGUGAAUGCUCUCCAUUAUCCUCUCUUCCAGCCCUCUUUAGCAUGCUGAAAGGGACAAAUGUCUGCUGGGAGGCUUUUGUGUGCACAGACCAGCUCGCCUGUUUCUAGCUUCACUUCAUGGAGCCACCUCCACACGGGGCUAGCAGCUCCAGUUCUGCCAGGACAUCACUGUGCCUAAGUAGGGAUUGGGCAUUUUUCCAAGUGGAGUGAAAGCUCAUGGUUCAGUUUUAAGAAUAAAACCUGAAUGAUUGCAUUUUUUGCAAGGAGAGGCCCAGCCUGUGAGCCACAUGUCUUCAAGACUGGAAUUUAUUCCUUUGUGCUUUCCAUGAGCCAAAUACUCUGUUGCAAUGUGUUUGUUCUUGGUGAUGCUGGCCUUUCCUACUACAUGGACCAAUUUAAGAAUAAUAGAAAACAAUCCUGCAUCCCAUAAGGUAGACAUCACUUAUGAAAUGCUUUAAGGGGGUACCUAUAUGGGACACUGUGCCUUUAAGCCUCCCCUCACUGAAAGAGGAGUGAUGCUGGCUCUGUGCCUUAGCAGGAUUUUUGGGCUCUGCUGAAUUGAACAGGACCUCACAUGCAAUUGCUUUAGACCCACACAUCUAUGCUGAGCUCUGGGUGAGGGCUGACAAUGCUAUAGCCAUGAGAACUUCCUGGAGGAGUAACCCUGCCAUUUCCUAGAGCUUUGAUUAUUGUUUUUAUUGACAUGUGUGGCUUCCAAAGUGUCUAAGUAGAAUUUCCCUUUGUUUUAGAUGUAGGGCCAAAGAACCCUCUGUGUAUUGUUCCCACCUCAUUUUCUUCAUCCUUACUGACAACUCCCUGGUUUAGGCUGUAAGAAAAUUGGGAAAUUUAGUGACUACAAGAAAAUGGUCUGGGAUUAUAUCAGGUGCAGUGCAAAGGACCAAAACAUGCCAAAACUAAGCUCACAGAUGUUGCAAAAGCAGGGGAAAAAGUCAAGGAGGAAGACACAACUUGGAGGGGAAGAUAUGAGGGACAUGGCAUGGAUACUUUAAAAAAAAAAGAAAAAAAAUCUUGCCCAAAGUCAAAGCCAUUCAAAGGCCGGCCAUAUGCCAUCCAGUGCAGGCACAUGCACCAAAGCUUGCCCAAAUUGAUCCCUGCUGAAGGCCAAAACAGAAAAGACUUAGAAGCACUCUGGAAUGGAGAUACCAUCAAAGGAAUUGCUAUUGGAGGAGAAAAAAAAGAAAA